AUGCCUGACGACGAGCAAUCAUUCUUUGACAAAGAAAGAGACCGUCUAUCUAAUGAAAUCGCAGCAAAUUUCGAGCACCUUCUCACCUCAUCGAAUCUUCUCAACCGCAAGCUCGAAGAAGUCCUCGGCAUGACAAAAGAAUAUGACACGAUAGCCGCUCUUUGGUCUCGUUUCCAUGCGCUCAUGCGUGCUCAAGGCGGCGCUUCCGAUGAUAAUACAAAUGGCAAUGUAAACGAGAGCCUUGUUGUCCCUCUCCACGAUACGACGGUUAUGCCGAACGUCAACGCUCCUUCGGGACUCCCUGGUACUGGAGGAUAUACGUUACAAGCCCCACCAUCUGCGAGGAAGACGGGUGCUUAAGCAUUAUCAUCCGCGAAGUUCCAGAGAUAUCAAAUUUGGCAUUGGUUGCUUCAGUUUCCUCGAAUCCGUUCGCUUGGAUAUCGAACAGCCUGGCAUCCAACUAGAUCUUCGUGCUCAAGUGGCUGCUUCCUGCCUAGCCAAAUAUGAGAUUGCCGAAUGAUAGGGCACUUCGCGCAUCGUGCAUACCAUACCCGCGUUAUCAUCAUCUACGCAGGAUAUUUAGACCAGUGUCGGGGACUCGUGUCUGGAGCCGUACUUCGUAUUGUAAUUUUAGCCGCCAGAUGCUUCAGCAGCAUGUCUUCAACUCCCGCAAGCAAAUGUAACAGAUCAAAUAUGGGAAAUAAUAGUUUAUAUACCAACUU
Messenger RNA from Fomitiporia mediterranea MF3/22, 722 nucleotides. RefSeq lists its product as uncharacterized. The transcript has 2 exons. The record is from RefSeq and is a predicted model, not a curated record. Gene Ontology annotation, cellular component: DASH complex; mitotic spindle; spindle microtubule. Lineage: Eukaryota; Fungi; Basidiomycota; Agaricomycetes; Hymenochaetales; Hymenochaetaceae. The coding region runs from base 1 to 360 and encodes 119 amino acids.